CGUACUUAAAUCUCAUCAUUACACACACCAACAAAUUCACUACGAAGAAGACCCCUUGGACUUUCUUCAUCCAAACAGGAAUCAUCAAGUAUUGCGUCAAUACAUGGGAUACUAAAAGGUAUACUCAGAAUGGACCUUCAGAAGGUCAUUUCCUGUGGCAAUGCAUCAACAAUAGUGGCGUACUUGAAGAGACAUCCCACUGAAGUCAACCAACCUAAUCCAGCAGGAUUAACACCACUCCAUCUAGCAGCAAGGGAUGGUGAUAAAGCACUCAUUACGAUUCUCCUUCAGCAUGGAGGAGAUAUCAGCGCGAAAGAUAUGUUCAGCCACACUGCCAUACACGAUGCCAUUAGAGGUAACUACAAAGACGUCACAAAACAACUGCUGAAACAAGGAUCGCGAGUUGACAUUUUAUACAAGGAGGGCCAUUCACUUCUUCACGAAGCAGCAACCAAUGGGAAUACCUCAAUAACCAGAGCCUUGAUUUGUGCCAAGGCGAACCCAAAUGCUCUCGAUGAGCAUGGACAGACGGCUAUGCACAUUGCGACAUCAAAAGGCCACGGAAGAGUAUUGAAGAUACUGUUGCAAAAUGGCGGCGAUGCGAAUAUUCAAGAUGAGGGUGGUAACUCACUUGCCCAUCUCGCAGCAAUGCACGACCAUGAUGCCAUCAUCAAAUUUUUACAUAUCUUCAAGGCCGAUCUCAACCUACGUAAUAAAAAUGGUGAAACACCUAUUUUCAUUGCUGCAUCUUUUGAGAAUGAUCACUCAGUGGGGGUGCUGAUAGAGAGAGGUGCUGACGUCAGACUCCAAUCGAAGGUUGGCCAAGAACCUUUGGAUACUGCCUUGUUGAAGAAGAAUACCAAGACGGUUUCUUUAAUUCUCGAAACCGGUUUGCACACUGAGAAGGAGCUGAACAAAGCCUUCCUGAAGACAAUUAAGCUUGGUACUGCUGAAGUUAUCCAGGUCUUUCUCGAGAAAGGAAUCGAUGCUACUGUUCAGGAUGAGUUUGGGGAUCCGGCCCUCCAGCUAGCGAUGAAAUUUGGCCAUUUUAAAGCAGCGGCAGCGCUCUUUCGGCUGGGGGCGGACAUCAGCGCGAACGAUCUAAAUGGAAAGAAACCACUAGACUACGUUACAGACAAUACUCCUCAAGACCUUGUUGAACUUUUGAAGAUGCCAAACAAGUUCGAAUUAGAGGUUCCUUUCAAUGGAAAUACUCCGGCGUUCGUGAAAGAGGGCGUGCGAGCUGUGGCAGUAAAACAAAACGGCCCUGAAAUGCCUGAUGGCAAAAUGGGACCCAGUUACAAGGCAGGCCGAUCAGCUUUACAAUUACAUCUCGCCGCGCUGAAAGCCAACGCAGAUGACGUGAGGAUUCUUUUAGCUGACGGUGCGGACGUGAAUACAUUGGAUGAUCUCGGGCGUACACCUUUAAUGAAUGGAGUUACUGCGUCGAGAGGGAAGACGGAUGUAGUUGAGGCGCUUCUCAAAGGCGGUGCCUCCAUUGCUGAGAGAGACAGUCGGGGUAGAAGUUCACUCCAUGAGGCUUGUAGUCUGGGUUAUCUCGGCAACGUUAAGGUCCUUCUGAAGAAGAUAAAGAACGUGGACAUUCAGGACAAGAAUGGUCAUGGCCCGAUCCACGACUCUUGUAGAAAGGGUCACCAUGAAAUAGUGUCCGAGCUCCUAAAGUGGGGCAGCAACGUGGAGCUGCGUGACAAUGCUCAACAGACCCCAUUACAUAAGGCGAUCAAGUGCGGCAGCGUAGAAACAGUGAUGACUCUCUUGAGAAGUGGUGCACAGCCGAAUGUACAAGACAUGGAAGGGGAAACCCCACUCCAUAUGGCCAUCUUCCUCGGACAUACCAACAUAGCAGAACUACUUCUCAAGGCUAAAGUUUAUGUCAACACAAGAGAUAAGAAUGGGCACACUGCCUUACACGAAGCCUCAAGACGGGACCAAGGUGAAGAUGGGCUCAUCGAUUUGCUACUUCUUGCCGGAGCAGAUGUAAAUGCACGCGAUAAGUAUAGCAAGACCGCUCUAAACUUCGCAACAGAGAGAAUGCAUAAGAAUUCUGCACUUGUAUUGGCGCAGGCGGGGGCUGAAUUAACAACGGAAGAUCUUCGGUUUGUAAAGGUCAACAUCAGCAGUGAGAAGUGGGUUGCGCGUUACGUUGACGUUGACGACGAAGCCUUCGUUAUAACUACCGAGAACCUCGAAGACCUUAUUGAGGAUAUCGACGAGGGCAAAUGCCAGGCUAUACAACGUGUGACUGUUGUUGGGGAGACCGAAGCAGAUGUCCUGGAAGCACUCGAGUACUUUCAUGAUCAACACAUCGCCGUGCAAGAUCUGUCCUUUUUCAACAUCAAGGGCAAAAUUGACCUGAGUAAGUUGGUAGACCUAAUGUCGGAAGUUGUUUGCAUGGUCGUGAUCAAUUGCACUCUGAAGGGCAUAGACAGUAUGGCCAGUUUGGAAAACCUGCGGAAGCUAUCUUUGGUAGACUGCAACCUAAUAACGAUGUUUGACCUGUCACAUGCAAAACGAUUGGAGAUUCUAGACCUCAGUCACAACCGACUCCAGGUUCUACCUAGAUCGAUUGUGGACUGUGAGAACCUUAGAAUACUAAGGUGCAACAACAAUUUCCUUAUCAACAUUCCACCAGAUUUAGGAAAGCUCGCUUCUGCCCUAGAACAAUUGCGCCUUCAUAGUAAUCGCCUCCAGCAACUACCCCCUUCACUGUCAAUGCUGACAAAGCUGACUGUGUUAACCUAUCACAACAACUCCAUCCACAACAUACCAGAAGAGCUGAAGGAUGCGCCAAUCCCAGAGUUAUUGAAGUAUCUUAAGGCGCUGCUGUCCAAUCCCAUUCCAAAUAACAAGGUUAAGAUGGUUUUGGUGGGCCAGGAAGGAGUAGGAAAGACGACGCUUGUCAAGGCCAUCCGCCGACGUUCCUGGAUAUUUGGUGAAGACGACGAGGUCAUGAAGACUGAUGGAAUAGACAUCACCAGUAUUGACAUCGAAGGCAUAGCCCUGAAGUGCUUCGAUUGCGGCGGUGAUGCGGAUUUCAAUGAGACACACAACUUCUUUAUGACGCCACAAAGUCUUUAUGUUGUCUGUUUUAACUUGAGUGAAUACUGUUUAAUCAAUUUCGAAAAGAACAGCCACACCCUUGGUCGUCUUCAACUGUGGCUGCAUUACAUCUUCUGCAAGGCUCCCGAUUCCAGAGUCAUUAUUGUAGGCACCCACGCCGACCAUCCUUCCCUCAAUGCUACUCUACUUCAGCAGAUAUGGCAACAAGUGAAGGACUUAAUACAGUCUGCCAGGGCCCACCACAGAGAGUAUUUUACCAGAGGGCAGGUGCUAUGUGAUUGCCUCAUUUGCCAGCCGGCUGAGAGGAUGGUGCGACGAACGAAACACAGCGGAACAGCGGGCUACGUUAUCCUCGACAAGCCGAAUGGCUCUGAUCGGUCUUCAGACACCGACUUUACAGAUAGUGAAGAUGAGUCUACAAAGCCCAAAGACUUUGCUCACACUCCGCGUCUCGGCUACGCUGCAAUAUCACACGUUGUCGGUUACGUUGAGGUAAGCAGCCUGCGCAAGAUUGGGAGCAGCUUCCUAAACUUCACGACAAACGAGAGUAUGGAGAACCUAAAGGCACUUAUUUUGAAACAAAGCAAUGAGUUGAUUGUCCAGACUCCGACCAUACCAAAGUUGUGGGCAACUGUGCUGGAGGCGCUUUAUGACAAGAGCAGGCUAGAGGGUGGGAAGCAGUACUACAUCACGCUUGACAGGGUGAUGGAAGUAUACAAGGCAUACGACACCCCAGAUGAGGAGGCUGUCAGAAUAAUGCUGCUGUUCUUCAAAGCCCAAGGAGAGAUUCUCUUCUUUCCACACAUCCAAGAGAUUCGAAAUAUCGUCAUCCUGGAUCCAAUGUGGCUUGCCAAGAAAUUCUGCACGCUUGUGAGCUAUCGUGACACGGGUCUUGUGUCUGGGUUUUUCGAGCAUAGCCUCCUUGCAGAUCUGUGGCCUGAUCUAGAUAAGGUCGAAAGGGAGCAACUUCUUAUACUAUUCCGGGAAUUCGGGGUCUGUCUUCCUGUCAAGGAAACAACCAAUGAAAUGGUGCCAUGCAAACUGCCGAUUGGUGAACCUGAUGAAAGUCUCUGGCCACACACGCCUCCACUGGACACAAAACAAGUGACUUUUACAGUCAAAUUCGCGUUUGUCCCGCCGUCUUUCUUCAGUAUACUCAUUGCCAAAAAUGCACGCUCCUUUUCGGCAAAUUCAGAUUCCUGCGCAAGUAUGUUCUCGAGAUACUUCCAGAACCACAUUGUGGAGUUUGUAAAAUACUCAGCUCCUGAAUGUCAUGACUGCUUGAGGCGGAAGGACCAUGACGACGAUGGAGCCCUGCAUCGCAUUCACUACGAGUUUCUACCUCAUCUGAAGAACCUCUUGAUUACUAUCCGUGGACCCAGACCUUGCUGCAUUGUUGAUCAAAUAUCACGUCUUCUGAACGCCACCAUCUCCUGGUUUGAAGGAAUGAGCGAAGUUGAGCUGAACACGAUUCUAUGUCCUGCGUGCAUCAUAGAAGGACGACAUCUCUGUCACGAAUUUGUCACCAAUGACAUUGGAAGGCUGGGAUCGUCACCGGUUGUCUGUCAACGAGGUCAUGAUUUUCCAUCUGCAAAUGGCUUGAUCAACGGGGAUAUUCCAUCGAAAUACAAUCAAAUAGUUUCAGUCCGCCAGAACCUGGAAAGUCUUGAUGACAGGGAGUGUCCACGACUAUUCGUAGUACUACCUAUCAACAAGGAUGGACUUACGUUAACAGAGCGGGUAAAGUUAUGGGUCUCGAGCGUUCUAUUCGAUGGGUACGCUGUGCAUUUGCUAUGCGAGUUCCCUGGAGGGUACCACUUUACAAAGUCCCCUGGAUACCGAUUAAACAAGCCGAGGGAGUUCAUGGAGAUCUACGGCGAUCAUGUCAUAACUCUGCUGCAGUUGAUCGGAAUCGCAGGGCGGACUACCAACGUCCCUACUAUCGUGGAAGACGCACUAGACAUGUCCUACGCUGUUUCUGACCUGAUUGAAGAUUACCGGUACAACUUCCCCGGUGCUAUUACAGUUGGUACGAUCACCGAUGCUGAGGUAGCCAUGCGACUCCUUGAAGAAAACGCUAACAGCUUCAACCGUACCCGCCUGCGUCAGUUUCUGAACGUCAUGGACAGGCCACGGUGUUUCGGAUAUCUUUGGCGCCUUGUCUACAAGAACAAGAUAACCUGGCUUUGCGAGAAACAUUACAAGCUACUUAAUAAAGCAAUGUAAACCGCAGAGGAACAAACAAAACGUUUUCGAGCAUGUAUACUUUGAAAUCCUUUCUAAGAGGUCUUAGACCCGUCCUUUGACUUGCAUGCGGAUCAUAUGUCUGAUAUGUACCUCUUAGAAAGACCUUCGAAGUAAUAUUACACUUAUAUGUGGACGAGUACGAAUUCAGAUAAGAACAGCUAGACAUAUGAAACUAGUGAGAGAAUAUCCCGAGAAGAAUUUCUGAUGGUUCUGGUGUUGGUUCGAUUAACACAAGCGAAAAGCAGUUUACUUGAUCCAACCUUCACAGUGAACAUGAUUCAGGAAUUCAAGGUAUUCAUUUGAAGGCUUUUCAAUUCCUUCAAUUGGUGUACUCAAGCAGUUAUGGUUUUCUAACCUCAAUUGAACCACUGAAUUUAAAACGAGGCUUCGUACUCACAGUGCAUUCUACACUGAAAACUGCCGUUUAUUAUAAAUGAACGUGUUUAAAAAUACAGAAUUGUACCCAACUGUUGGAUUAUUUGCAUUUUUUUAAAUCGACAAGUAUGAAUUACUUGAUAAGUCAAUGUGAGAAGAUUGUAAUCAGAAAAACCACGAUAAAUUCAGGCCAAAGCAGCUUGCGGCAGCUGCGACGGGAUUCUGCCGAGGAAAUGGAGUCUAAUUAAUAUGCCACAUACAAAAAUGUACCUCCACACACAUUAGCAUUCGCAUCUAUUUUGAAACGACGGAUGACACUCGUGAUAGCUCCUCAUCUCCGGAACGGAAAUAUUAAAACAUAAGCGGAACUAACAGCGCAAAAAAGGUUGCACUAAUGCAACAUCAAAGAAGUUGUGGUAUCUUGGGUCCAUCAGGUUUACAAAAAGACAUACAUCAUUUCUUAACAAUCUUGUCCGUUCCGGUCUACCCGAGCAUCCCAUCAGCUUCCUGUUAUGUCGGUGUCAGUGUAACAUUAGACUGGUCGUAAUACCCAGCGCUACACUGACAUACAUCUGAGGCAGAAACAAUGCAGCAGGAUUAGUGAAACGAGUUAUCAGAAUAGUUUCCUGUCAUUCUUUCCCGAUGAAAAGGUGAGUUACUCGUAGCUUAACAGUGGCUGAGUUGCAUCUAACCAAUCACUAUUCGUUUUUGAUCUAACCAAUGCUUCCAGUCGGAUAUUCCAAAACUUCCACUUGGCUAGAUGUUAGGAACUGAUAUUAAGAACGCUUUUGAGAAACAUUUAGGAACCUGUGAUGUAACAUCCUAACCACAGCUACAUGUGAUGAAUAGGUGACACGAUGGGGCUACGAGGGGAAUAUUUCUAAGUCUGUAUUUGUAUGAAAAUAUUGAAGUAAAAAGGUUUUAUUUUAGCACGAAAAAUGUAUAUCCUCGCCUUUGUUCUCAUAAGGUAUUUAGAAUUCUUUUUCAACUUACAGGUACCACAAAUCCUCCAAUCGAUGAAAAUAAACGUGGCAUUUUUUUCAAACGACAUGUGUUUUUUU
Lineus longissimus is the source of this 6764-nucleotide messenger RNA. RefSeq lists its product as uncharacterized. NCBI's taxonomy places the organism in Eukaryota, Metazoa, Nemertea, Pilidiophora, Heteronemertea, Lineidae. Gene Ontology annotation, biological process: protein localization to ciliary inversin compartment. Gene Ontology annotation, cellular component: ciliary inversin compartment. The record is from RefSeq and is a predicted model, not a curated record. Gene Ontology annotation, molecular function: protein binding. The coding region runs from base 130 to 5307 and encodes 1725 amino acids. The transcript is spliced from 21 exons.